Rhagoletis zephyria (snowberry fruit fly) is the source of this 888-nucleotide messenger RNA. RefSeq names its product putative transcriptional regulatory protein PtsJ. Gene Ontology annotation, molecular function: pyridoxal phosphate binding. NCBI's taxonomy places the organism in Eukaryota, Metazoa, Arthropoda, Insecta, Diptera, Tephritidae. Gene Ontology annotation, biological process: biosynthetic process. The record is from RefSeq and is a predicted model, not a curated record.
AUGGUGGCGGGCGCCAGUUCUGAAAGCGUGCUGCUGGCGGUUUCCGCGCUCUGUCCAGCGGGCUCAAAAAUUGCUGUCGAGCAGCCGACGUCAUCUCGCCUGUUACGCAUCUUGUCGUUACUGAAAGUAGAAGCGGUUGGCGUGCCCUGGGAUCAGCAAGGACCCGAUUUACAGGCGCUCAAAGCUGCGUUGGAUCAGCAGGUUGCCGCAUUUAUCUAUCAACCGCGCACCCAUUUACCCCUGGGGCGCACCGUUUCUGCCGAUCGUGUGCAUGCCAUGUCGCAGUUGCUCCGUAAUUACCCUGAAAUCACCGUGAUUGAAGACGACCCGCUUGGGCCGCUGGCCGAUGUUAAUCCAGUAAGCAUCGGCAAAUGGAUUCCUCAGCAAACCACGCUGGUGCGUUCUUACUGCAAAGCCUUUGGGCUGGAUUUACGCAGCAGUAUCAUUGGCGGCAGCGCCAAACAUAUCGCGGCAAUUCGUAUCAAACGCUCGGAAGGGAUUGGUAUUAUCAGCCGCAUUUUGCAGGGCGCGUUGCACUUUUUACUCACCGAUGUGGCGUCGCAAAACCGGAUGCAAGAGGUGCGCGAACGCUAUGCGCAGGGCCGCAGCGCUUUACAGCAGGAGCUGAUUAAGAAGGGCGUAGCGUUCAACGCCGAUCAAAACGGUUUGCUGCUUUGGCUCCCGGUGGAUAAUGAAGCGCGCGUGGUUUCAGCGCUAGCAGCAAAAAACAUUCUGGUGUCAGAAGGCAGCCGUCAUUUCAUUCAGGCUGACCAACCGCAUAUCGCAGUGAAUAUUGCGGUAUUACCCUCAGAAGAGGCGCAGAUCGAGUUUAUUGCAGAAAAUAUCGCAAUGGUAUUGUUGAAUAAACGCAAUGAUAUGUUUGAUUGA